Molecule: messenger RNA, 681 nt
Organism: Closterium sp. Naga37s-1
Lineage: Eukaryota; Viridiplantae; Streptophyta; Zygnematophyceae; Desmidiales; Closteriaceae
Source: the annotation of a GenBank genome assembly
AUGGUCGACGACCUCGUCCGCGUGACGGCUGACCUUCUGGGACGCUCUGCCCCGAAGCACCAACGGUUCAUGGACCUCCAGCAGCUCUUCACAGAGACAAGCCUGGAAGUCCAGGGCAUACACCAAGUUCGGUGGCUGUCUCGGGGUGAAGCCAUACUUCGCAUCCUUGCCGUAUGGCCUAUCAAGCGCACGACCUCACACAUGGAGAGUCGAUACGUCGACUGUGGGGACGACUUCGGCAGUGGCUCGAGCCGCUGGCUCUCUCCCUUUAUUGAGCGCUACGGUCCUGGAAAGAAGCGCGACGUGACUAUGGAGGGAGUCGACUCCGAUGGCCGACCCGAGAAAAUCACCUUCACGCUCCACGACAACCCCGUGGACGGGUAUGACGGCCCUGAGGAUCACGACGGAUGCAUUGACCUCUGCGCCGACUUUGCUGAACGCAUCGUGGCGAACCUGGAGAGGAGGCUGGGUGACCUGGACUCGCUGUCUGGUGUCAGGCUGUUCAUGCCUGAUGAGUGGCCGAAGGGCAAGCCGGAGCGACAUGCACGAUGUGUGGAGUGGUUGCUGUCGCUGGUGACGCUGUUCAAGGCUCAAGAUUCGGAGGAGAUUCUGCCAGGUAAAGUAACCAUCGUUCAUCCCGGUUGCUCUACCUCUGGUAACUGCCGUUUGCCCAUUCCCUAG